UCGACCGACGAGGACGGACAGUGUCACGAUGUUCGCUGCCGGAGUGAGGGCGGCCGCGCGGCGGCCGGCGCGGCGCGCCGCCUACCUGUACCGGCGCAUGAGCGCCGCCGCCGGCACCGCCGACCGCUUCAUUCCCAAGAAUCCCGACUUCCAGGCGAAGCACAUCGGGCCACGUGACGCCGAUCAGCAGGAGAUGCUCCACCUGCUCGGCUACCAGACUCUGGACGAAAUGAUUGACAACACGGUUCCCAGAAACAUCAAGCUCAAGGAGCCACUAAAAAUUGAGGAACCUCAAAGUGAGCAUGAGCUUCUGGAGAGGAUCCAGCACAUCGCGCAGCGGAACCAAAUCUGGCGCUCCUACAUCGGCAUGGGCUACUACAACUGCCGCGUGCCGCACACCAUCUCCAGGAACAUGUUCGAGAACCCCGGCUGGACGACCCAGUACACGCCGUACCAGCCGGAGGUGGCGCAGGGGCGGCUGGAGUCGCUGCUCAACUACCAGACGAUGGUGAGCGACCUGACCGGCCUCAGCACGGCUAAUGCCUCCCUGCUGGACGAGGGCACCGCCGCCGCCGAGGCCAUCGCCAUGUGCUACAGGGUGAACAAGCGGCGCCGUGUGAUCGUCUCGGACCGGCUGCACCCGCAGACGAUCGCCGUGGUGAAGACGCGCUGCCAGCCGCUGGGCCUGCACAUCGAGGUCGGCGACCUGGCCACGGCCGAGCUGGGCACCCGGGACGUAACCGGCGUGCUGUUCCAGUACCCGGACACGGAGGGCUCCAUCCUCGACCACUCGGAGCUGGUGCAGCGCGCCCACGACAACGGGACGCUGGUCUGCUGCGCCACGGACCUGAUGGCGCUGGCCAUCCUGAAGCCGCCAGGAGAGAUGGGCGUGGACAUAGCGCUGGGCACGAGCCAGCGGCUGGGCGUGCCGCCGGGCUACGGCGGCCCGCAUGCCGGCUUCUUCGCCUGCCAGUCUCACCUGGUGCGCAACAUGCCCGGCCGGAUGAUCGGGGUCACCAGGGACGCGGAGGGCAAGGUAGCCUACCGGCUGGCGUUGCAGACCCGCGAGCAGCACAUCAAGCGCGACAAGGCCACCAGCAACAUCUGCACGGCGCAGGCGCUGCUGGCGAACAUGUCGGCCAUGUACGCCGUCUAUCACGGACCGAAGGGUAUCGAGAAGAUCUCCAAGAAAAUCCAUAACGCCACACUCCUCCUGGCAAAAGGACUUCGUGAUGGGGGUCACGACAUCCUGAACCCACUGUUUUACGACACGCUCAAGAUCAAGCCCAAGGUGUCGCAGCAGGAGAUCCGGCUGCGAGCCAUGCAGAAAGAGAUCAACCUGCGCUACUACAACGACGGAUGCGUGGGACUGUCACUGGACGAGACGGUGGAGGCACACGACAUCGACGACCUGUUGUGGGUGUUCGAGUCCUCCAAGACGGCCGACGACGUCGCGUCGCUGGUGGACCAGGAGCACAUCGAGGGCAGCAUUCUGGACUCCCCGUUCCGGCGUACCUCCACCUACCUCCAGCAUCCGGUGUUCAGCGCACACCAGUCGGAGACGCAGAUCGUGCGCUAUAUGAAAUUCCUGGAGAACAAGGACGUCUCGCUGGUGCACUCCAUGAUCCCGCUGGGCUCGUGCACAAUGAAGCUGAACAGCACGACGGAGAUGCAGCCGUGCAGCUUCCCACACUUCACCGAGCUGCACCCAUUCUGCCCGCAAGAGCAGGCGCAGGGCUACAAGGAGCUGUUCGACGAGCUCGAGCAUGAUCUCUGCGAGAUCACAGGCUACGACAAGAUCUCAUUCCAGCCCAACAGCGGUGCUCAGGGCGAGUACGCCGGCCUGCGCGCCAUCAUGUCGUACCUGCAAGCCAAGGGUGAGGGCCACCGCAAGGUGUGUCUCAUCCCGACCUCGGCGCACGGCACCAACCCGGCCUCGGCGCAGAUGGCCGGCAUGAAGGUGCAGGCCGUCCAGGUGCUCAAGGACGGCAGCGUCGACCUCAACCAGCUGCGGUCAAAGUUCACCAAACAUAAGGACGACUUGGCGUGUCUGAUGAUCACCUACCCGUCGACCAACGGCGUGUUCGAGGAGAGCAUCGCCGAAGUCUGCCAGGACGUGCACGACCACGGCGGCCAGGUGUACCUGGACGGCGCCAACAUGAACGCCCAGGUCGGCGUCUGCCGGCCCGGUGACUACGGCUCCGACGUAUCCCACCUGAACCUGCACAAGACGUUCUGCAUACCGCAUGGCGGCGGCGGCCCCGGCAUGGGGCCCAUCGGCGUCAAGGAGCACCUGGCUCCGUUCCUGCCGUCCCAUCCGGUGGUGGACCCGAUGGCUCAGGUCAAGUACGCCCAGAGCUUCGGCGUCGUGUCGGCGGCGCCGUACGGCUCGGCGCUUAUCCUGCCCAUAUCGUGGGCCUACAUCAAGAUGAUGGGGUACGCGGGCCUGCGAAAGGCGACUGAAGUGGCCAUUCUCAACGCCAACUACAUGAAAAAGCGCCUGGAGAAUCACUACAAGAUCCUGUUCACGGGCAGAAAUGGCAUGGUAGCUCACGAAUUCAUCGUCGACUGUCGUGAUUUCAAGAAGUCUGCAGGGAUUGAAGUGGUUGACAUCGCCAAAAGGCUCCAGGAUUAUGGUUUCCACGCGCCCACCAUGUCGUGGCCGGUGAACGGCGCUCUGAUGAUCGAGCCCACUGAGUCCGAGGACCGGGCCGAGCUGGACCGCUUCUGCGACGCCCUGCUCUACAUCCGUGAGGAGCUCCGCGAGAUCGAAGAGGGCCGCAUGCCGGCCGAGAGCAGCCCGCUGAAGCGCUCGCCGCACACGCUGGCCGCCGUGCUGGGCGGAGACUGGGAGCGGCCCUACAGCAGGCAGCGGGCCGUGUUCCCGGCGCCGUUCGUCGAGCCCGCAAACAAGGUGUGGCCGACCGUGGCACGCAUCGAUGACAUCUACGGCGACCGCAACCUGGUCUGCACGUGCCCGCCAGUGCAGGCGUACGACUCGCCGUUCGAGGGAGAGGAGGAGGCGCGUGCCGCCGGCUGAGGGGGCGCUGCCGCCUCGCGCUUGUGACAUCGGGUCUGGACCACGGCGGGCGGAGCGUGCGGCGCGGCGGCGCUGGGGACGCGACGGCGCGCCGGCCCGGAAGCCGUGCUUGCGGCCGACUACUGCCGGGGAUUACUGGCGGCGUUGGUGCGGACAAACAAAAUCUAGUCUUAUGGAAAGCACCAGUGCCCGUGAUGACGUCUGGAAACACAAUUAUCCACGUGCAGUGUGUGCCCAGCAGCCGCCUGCUUGCGUUGAUCGCUUCUGUGAUACGCAAGAUCAUGUGUGGAACGUAAUGCUCGCUAGUUAUUCAGAUUGUAAUCGGGUUAGGAGCUGCUGUGGGCGCCGCCGGGUGUGGGCCAGUUUGGCCAUGAGACCGCGAGCGCACGGGGAUGAUCGCUUGAUGGCGGGGUAGACAUGUGGACUAAGCAAAAUCUGUGCGCUGGAUGGCUGUCGCCAGCGUCGACCUCAUCUCACAGGAGUGAUUCUCUCUCUAUCCAGGGAAACAGCUACUGUGCCCGCCAAUCAUUUGUCGCAGACGAACCUCCAUGUGGCACAGACGCGUCAUGAAAUAAAUACCAAUCAUCCUUGUGAAACGGUUUUUGUAUUCGUCUUUACUGGCUGGUGCAUCCACAUUCCAUGAUACUAUCGUUGCAUCCAUCUUGAUGUAAUGCGGCGUGCAAUAGUAUGUCCUACAGUCGUCGACCUAGUAUCAUUGUAAUACGGAGCGCAAUGCAAUGCAGUUAAAGCACUAGACAUCGUAAUGGGCAUUCCUGAAAGCAUGGUGUCAUCAAUAAUUUCACCAUAAUGCAAUCCCUCACUGCAUUAUGACAAAAGUCUGCCCUGUUCCUGACGAAACGUGUCAAAAUAACUUCCGUCCAAACCGUCACAGCACGAGUUCGCCACCGCGCUGGAUGCACUGCGACCCAACCUGCCACGAGAUGUCCAUCAGCUCGAAGCCGUCUCAUGCCUAUGCUUUACGUCAAGAUGGUAUCGAGUUCGGCCAAACUGUUCCCAGAGAGACUAUUUCCUCCAAACACCGGCUUUUACGCACUACGCCGUGCAAAGAACUACGAUUCUAAAUCAAUGGGAACUUUAUUAAUAUAACCACAAUUUGAUACGGUCGCAGCACACGUGAUGGUAAAUACCGUUUACUCGAACGACAGAUUACACGGAGAGCCCCCGACCUCGCACAACGAGACGCAGAGCCCGACACACUUCAAGACUGGCGGCGCCGGCGGCAGGGGGCGCGCCGCCGCCCGCGUAUCCACAGCCUGCUGGGCUGGCCGCCCCG
Molecule: messenger RNA, 4334 nt
Organism: Pollicipes pollicipes
Lineage: Eukaryota; Metazoa; Arthropoda; Thecostraca; Pollicipedomorpha; Pollicipedidae
Product: glycine dehydrogenase (decarboxylating), mitochondrial
Exons: 16
Coding region: 29-3040 (1003 amino acids)
Biological process (GO): glycine decarboxylation via glycine cleavage system
Cellular component (GO): mitochondrion; glycine cleavage complex
Molecular function (GO): glycine binding; glycine dehydrogenase (decarboxylating) activity; pyridoxal phosphate binding
Source: RefSeq, a predicted model, not a curated record